AUGUUCUGUCUCAGGAGCUGGCUCCCCCUCCUCUUCAUCCCAACCAACGCCUCCCCGCUCUUCCUCAUCUCUUUCGUAACCCUCACCUACCUCCUCCACCGACCAUGCAUCUACUGCUCCGCCCUCCUCGUCAUUCUCUUCGCAUCAACCUGCAACUGGUCCGACCGCUGCUUCCUCAAUCUCCGCGCUGACUGGUUCGCCCCGCGGUACACGCCUUACGAUGGUACAGACGGUUUCAACAUGACCACUUCACAAAACACCUCUUCUACUCUCCUCGGCAUGGAAAACGAGUCGCUAGCUGGUUAUGUCUUCGAGACGGUAAAUAACACCGCGAAAGCACUUGCCGGGGCUGUGGUCGACGAGACUCAAAAACGGGUAUCCGCGGGCGACGCCUCUUGUCCUUCGACAGCAACGCCAGCGGCGACCGCUGCUGAUGAACUCACUGGAUUUGGGCUGGAAUGGCUGAGAAGUCUAGUUGGGAGGCGGGAAUGGACGCUCCCUUGUGUUGAUGUUAAGGUUCGGGUAUGA
This is a messenger RNA of Aspergillus puulaauensis, 528 nucleotides long. RefSeq lists its product as uncharacterized. The record is from RefSeq and is a predicted model, not a curated record. Bases 1 to 528 code for a protein of 175 amino acids. Lineage: Eukaryota; Fungi; Ascomycota; Eurotiomycetes; Eurotiales; Aspergillaceae. The transcript is spliced from 2 exons.